Molecule: messenger RNA, 1578 nt
Organism: Lycium barbarum (goji berry)
Lineage: Eukaryota; Viridiplantae; Streptophyta; Magnoliopsida; Solanales; Solanaceae
Exons: 2
Coding region: 247-1044 (265 amino acids)
Biological process (GO): lipid metabolic process
Molecular function (GO): oxidoreductase activity, acting on the CH-CH group of donors
Source: RefSeq, a predicted model, not a curated record
UUCAACUGUCCAAAUACCAUUCACAACUUUAGAUACAUAUCUUAUCUUCUUUCCCUCUCUUUCUCCAAAUCUGUUACUCCCACAUAAUUGUAGCCCUUAAAAUUCUGCUUUUCCAACUGGUCAAACACACCAAAUCCAAGAAGAGUACAAGUAGCACAAAAAUUAGGGUGUCUUGUUACUUAUAUACACAUACACAUAUUUCCUUAACAUCUGGAAAAAAAAUACUACAUUUCAAGAAAUUGAAAAAUGGUGAUGUCUACAUUGUUGAAAUUUCUAUACCCUCCACCCCCAUCUUUGUUUAUUAAUACAAUGUCUGUUAUAAGCUUUGCUUCAUUAGCAAAUGCUGGAUUCUUGGAAAUCAAAGGGAAGCAUAUGCAGUAUUCCAAGUUCAUUGGAACAACUAAAAGUGAAAAUGAGAAGGCAAAAAUUGAGAGUAAAAAAGGCAUGCUUUUGUUGUAUAGUCCUGCAUUUCUUGCUGGUGUUGCAUCUUUUGCAAUUUUCCCAGAUGGGGAUUUAAGGUUUGCUUUGGUGUGUUCUGCUUUAACCAUACAUUUCUUCAAGAGAGUAUUUGAGGUCCUAUUUGUUCACAAAUACAGCGGUUCAAUGGAUGUUGAAGCUACAAUUACAAUAUCACUUAGUUAUUUCCUCUCCACAGUUACCAUGAUUUAUAGUCAACACCUAACUCAAGGUUUGCCAGAGCCAUCAAUUGAUCUCAAGUAUGGUGGAUUCAUAAUAUUUUUGGUUGGUAUAAUAGGCAACUUAUACCAUCAUUAUUUGCUUUCUAAAUUGAGAACAAAGGGUGACAAAGAGUACAAAAUUCCUCAAGGUGGCCUAUUCAAUUUUGCCAUAUGCCCACACUAUCUCUUUGAGAUUCUUAUCUUUGUAGGAAUUUCUUGCACUUCUCAAACUUUAUAUGCAAUUUCCUUCACAUUGGGCACUACCUUUUACUUGAUGGGAAGGAGCAUUGCUACAAGAAGAUGGUACAAGUCAAAGUUCGAUGAUUUUCCAAAGGAUAUCAAGGCACUUAUUCCUUACAUAUUUUAGGCUACUUUAUAUAGGGACCUUCAUUUUUUUGUUUAUGUACCUAUGUUAGAACAAGUAUAGCAUAAUCAUGGGUUCUUAAUUUAUAAAGAUCCUUAAAAAAUAUUGCAUCUUAAUAAAAAGUGAACGAUUUUGUAAGGGGUACACAUUCAUACUCAUCUUCAAUAUAUACUAGCUUGUAUUGAGUUUAUGUAACUAAAAAAUUGGUCGAAGUUCUUUGGCGGAACCAUUCGACCGACAUGGCAACAUGGAAGUUGAGGAGAACAUGAAGAAAAUAUAUCCUCACCUGUUCCAAAGCACAAGUAUACCUACUUUUAUAUUAGGGGAAGACUAUUCUUAAGUGGGAGAGAAUAUAGUACCCGUCAAAGUGCUAUUGUACCAAAGGGGAGGACUCACUUUUCUUAAUGAUGUUAUGGCGAGAUUUAACCAUCCAAAGGUGUGGCGAAUGCCCAAUGAAGUCAGAAAAAUCUGCAAGUCCAAGGUUUAAUUUCAAUUGUAACAACAAACACUAUGCGAUUUCUUUUUAUCUGCUAAGUU